AUGGCCUCUCACAAGCGAAAAGCUGCUUCAGGCCCGUCGCUGCACGCCGGGACAUUUGAUGCGAUUAUAGGAACCAUCGCGAGCGUGAAGCCAAAGCUCGCUGACCUCAGUCGAAAAGACGUCAGAGUAGCGCUUCUAGGAGACCUACAGCGUCUCGCUGUUCUCGGAGAAACCCUCUCAGACCAACGGCAGAGGUCCAAGAUUGCUGCCGAUGUUGCCGAUAAGCUGGAUCGCGAAGGCGUCCAUCUCUGGAACGUCUCAAGACUUGUUCGUCAAGAAACAGGGACUGAUGAGGAUCGAACUUUGCUUGCUGCGCUCAGGUUGGCAGGAUUCCGCCUGAUUGAGGCUGGCAUUGAGCAGAAGCCAAGCGUCGAAACUCUCAGCAACGUUCUACAAUUGGCAAGUAAAACUGGAAUGGCCUUGUCCGAAAGCGGAAGGAACGACGUUGCUGGGAGUGUUCUCGGAAGCGCAGCAAAGGCAAGCUUUUCGUGUGCCGGCAUCUUUCAGUUCGAAGAGCAACUGCAGAAUGCAGAAGAUGUCGACAACGGUGCUCACGAUCAGACGAGGGCACGGGCCGUCAUACUUUACUAUUGCAGUCGCAUGCUCGCCGCAUGGCGAGAUGGAAAUGAUGCUAUUGCACAAUUCAUGCUUGAGAAAAUCACUGGUGCGGCAUUAGCAAUGGCGUUCCUGUUUAUAAGAUACUCAGCUGUAAUUGUUCCUUUUACAGAGAGUGACGAAAAGCGACUUAGUCUAGUCGCUAUUACUGACCGCGAGCUUCUAGCCUCCAAAAUUAUGGAGAUAGGCAAGUCAAUUCUACGAGCGUCUGCUCGUGUGCAGGGAGAGAGUUCUGCGGGUCUUGUAGAUGCUAAGAGAGCGCUGGAUGCUAUCAAGUGGCUCCAAAAAGCAUUCACACUUGUAGAGAAAAUGGAAGACUCGGAGAGCGCCGGGGUAUCAGAAGUAAAGAGGAGCAUACUGCGUAGUUUAGUUCGGGCAUACCAUCUUUCUUCUUCAAUUGAGGCUGAGAACCUCUUACGCGCCGAGACAACGUUACAAGAGCUCAUUACUUCCGUAGAUAGCAAUACGAAUAAGACUAACCCCGAACUUCAUCAGCUGCGGUGGAUGCGGUUAGCAGUUCUCAGGAAGCGACAGGCGCCGGAGAGUGCGAUACUGGAAGCAUUUGUGUCGAUAGUAGAUCACGCCGAAUUUACGGAAUCGGUGACUGCGGAGAUCCUGCAGGAAUUACGGACAAUGACACAACAACACAAGCUAGUCUCCGAUGUCCUUUUGCGAUGCAUUCUUCAGAUAUUAGACGCACCUCCUGAGAAUGUGAUAUUUAUCGAUCGUUUCCUACUUGCCUUGAUAUCCCACUGUGCCAGGGAUCAAGAUGUUUCCAGAGCCAUCAAGGACGUAGAAACGGCCUGUUCAUGUGAGAACAGAUCUCUUUCAUCCGCAUCUGCUGACUUUGAAUUCGGCCUAUUCUUGCAAGUUCUCAGCCAGUCUGAGUUUGAACUUCCUAAGACGCCUACAAUGGCGUGUCUGACUAUCCUUUGGAAAGUUGGUGAUCGCCACUUCCAGAUGAAGAAAUGGUCUGAAGCGGCAGAAUGGUUUCUGGUCGGGACACACAAGGCAUUCGCGAGCGUAGCUCAGAUGAGCGGCCCAAAGAGUUUGCGAAAAGCUGCACUAUGUUAUAUUGAACAGCGAGAAUACGCUAGAGCUUCUCAGGUUAUUCGGCGCUGCCCGGACGACCAGUCAAGUACGUUCUAUCUCCGAUUCCUUGCCGCAGCAUACCAAGGACUGGAAGACGAUGCUGUUGCGGCUAUCCAGAAUAUGGCCAGUGCCCCGGACUUUGAUAAGAAGAUGUUGCUUCUUGCAACACAAUUGUCGCAUGAAUCCGACCUGAAAAUUGUCCUACUAACUUGCCUGGAAGCGCUGUUAAAGACACUGCAGAGCCGCGGACCGAUAGACUCGGACGUUGAAGCGAUUUGUCUGGCGCGAUGCAUCAUCCGCUUGGUUAUGCGGCUAAUGAAGGAAACUCCUGUCGAAACUGAACGCGUGGCUCUGGCCUCAAGCUUGGUCCGACACUUUAAGACAGCUUCUGCUUUAGUACGUACCGCUGUCACCGGAAAGAAUGCUCCCCUUAUUGCAAAGGAUGCGUCUUGGCUCUGGCGGACGGCGUAUAAUUCCGCGCAAGGAUUCACUGAAUGGCGGGAUGCUGAAAUCCAAAUCGGUGAUCUGUUCGAAUUGUCAUAUGAGCUUGCUCACGCAUACUCGCAAAUAGCGGUUGCUAAUACGGAAACAGACGUUUAUGUGCAUAUGGCAUUUUCAGCGUUCUCAAGUGUAGCCGCUCGGAUGUACACCCUUCAUUCAAUGCAAGAUAAUGGAGAUAAGCCGCGCCAGCAAACGACCGUCUUGCAGGACAUACAGAGAGCGAAGGACGCUAUAGCAUCCGUCAAGGAACGAUACAGGAGCAGCACUCAGCUGGAUUCUGAGAACCUCGAAGAGCUCCUUCAUUCCAUCCACGUCUUCGAAGCCGAACUCUUUUACCAGCGACGAGAAUGGGAUAAACUCCUGGGAGUCAUAAAUGAAAUUGGAAUUGGUUCUACAACCCUUACGAGCUACGAAGCAAUUGCAGACAUGUUGUGGUCGGAAAGCGAUUGCCCGGUGCAUGUUUUGUAUGCUGCUCUGGAGGCAUUGCUCCAUUCAUGCCUUGAUCGCGGGAAGCUGUCCAUAGAGAAGUUCUCCCGGUGGCUGAGGGCCAUCUGCAGCAUUCUGUUGUCCAGAAAUUUUUAUGCAGAUAGGACAAAGGCCAUCGGCUACGUCGAGCAAGCCCUGACCGUACUCGAAGAUCAGAAUAAUAGUGCAGAGUCAGGAGAGGAUGUUUAUCCGAUGGACGAGCGACACUGGCUCCUUAGUACUUCAUACAACACGGGCAUAGAGUGCCUAGCUGCAUCCAACCUUGAUGAGGCCAAGCGCUGGUUCGAGGUUGCCACCGUGGUAUGCCGGUCUGUACCUGAUGGAGUGCGACAUGCAGAACGGAUUUCGGAAACAUAUCGUCGACUGUUGGAUCAAUAUGCUCCACAAACCAUAUAA
Molecule: messenger RNA, 3090 nt
Organism: Fomitiporia mediterranea MF3/22
Lineage: Eukaryota; Fungi; Basidiomycota; Agaricomycetes; Hymenochaetales; Hymenochaetaceae
Exons: 30
Coding region: 1-3090 (1029 amino acids)
Biological process (GO): meiotic cell cycle; regulation of synaptonemal complex assembly
Source: RefSeq, a predicted model, not a curated record